CUGCUGGGGGCGGGGAGGAAGAAAGGCGGGCACCAAGCGUUAGGGUGAGUCACUCCUCUUCCUAGGGUUAGGAGAGGGACUUCUCUCCUUUCCCGGGGUCUGCGCAUCAGCUCCAGGCUCCGGGCUCCAGUUCCGCGACUCCCUCAGCUACUCUCCCAGGCGGCGCGUCUCCCGCCUCCCUUCUGAGGCUGGACCCGUCGCCUUUCCGUGUAGGUGAGGACUAGGGUUUUCUAAAUUCUUGGCCCAGAGGAAUUGAUUCCUGUUCUGAAGCUUUUUGAGAGAUCAAAGUUCAGCAUCAUUAGUGAGUCGAAGCUACUGACUGGGUUCCACAGCAAAGGCUUUAGAGAACUGUUUUUUUUUUUCAGUGCAAACAAUAAUGACUUUCAUGAACUGUAAUCUCAGUAGAACACACUUUCUCUGUAACCUGAAAGAACACCCUGCACUCGUCAGCAAAUCUGUGGAGACCUUAUAAAAAAUCCUUUUAACUGAACAGCUACAACUCCAGGUUGGCCAGGGGGGAAUCUUAACAAUCGUAAUUACCCAUUUGCCUUCUGGAAGAUUCAACUGCUGCCAUCCAGAGCUGCUCCUGCAGUACCAUGUCUAAGAACUCAGAGUUCAUCAACCUGUCAUUUUUAUUGGAUCAUGAGAAGGAAAUGAUCCUGGGAGUCCUAAAGAGAGAUGAAUACUUGAAAAAAGUGGAAGACAAGAGAAUAAGGAAGCUGAAAAAUGAACUUUUAGAGGCAAAGCGUAGAAGUGGGAAGACUCAACAAGAGACCAGUAGAGUUUGUGUUCACUGUCAGAAAAACCUUGGCCUCAUCUUUGACCGGGGAGAUCCAUGCCAAACGUGCUCACUCAGGGUGUGCAGUGAGUGUCGAGUCACAGGCCUUGGUGGCAGCUGGAAGUGCACUGUCUGUGCCAAAGUCGCACAGCUAAGAAUUAUAAGUGGAGAAUGGUUUUUUGAAGAAAAGGCAAAGCGUUUCAAGCAAGUCAAUGUUCUGGGCACUGAUGUUGUUCGACAGUCCAUCUUAAGAAGAAGUCCAGGAUCUGAAGAAAUACAGGGCCAAGGGCAAGCCCAUCAAGAUGUAGACAAGCCCGAUGCUUCAUCUUCUAUCAGGCAGAAGGCCACCCACGAAGGGUCCAAGAGGAAGGGAUUUCUUCUGAGCAAGUUCAGAUCAGCAACCAGAGGAGAAAUCAGAACUCCAAAGCCUGACAGUGGGAGGAGCUAUAGCUUGGAUUUAGAUAGUCAAAAUCUUCAGAAUUUCAAGUCAGGCCCUGGUUCAGACAGGAGAAGUGUCGCUUCAUCAGAUCUCACUGACCAGGAGGCAGGACGAGGAACACCGAAAAACGGUUACAGCAAUGGUGGAAUCCCAGUCACUCAGAGGUCACCAGCCCCAAGUGCUCGUAGUGUGACCUCUAUCAGCAGUAGAGAACAUAGGUUUGAGAACUCCAUAACUUUGGCUGCCAGUGAAAGCACUUCUGAGCAUCUCACAAAGAGUCACCGCAGAAACACAUCUGGUACACCUUCCAUAGCAGUAUCUGGUGCCUCCCUUUCCUCAGACCAGAGUCAAUCUGAGUUAGAUUUGAGUGAGUCAUUUCCGGAAGACUUACAGGACGUGUCAAGCAUAAAAAGCAGAUCUGUCCCUGGGGCAUUAGACAAAGAUUUGAACUCUUUAGAAGAGACUGAAGAUGGUGAUGAUGACUUAGUGUCAUCUGGGUUUUCUGCAAAUCCCCACAGUCUGGCAACAGGUCUGUCAACGAACUCCCAAGCAGGAUCUGAUAGGAAGAGGAGCUACCUAAAUGUGCCUGAUGCUGAUUCAGACACCACCAGCCUUAAUAGCAUGAUGAGUGUUUACAGUGAAACAGGAGACUAUGGCAACGUGAAGGUCACUGGUGAAAUUCUUCUCCACAUCAGCUACUGCUACAAAACUGGUGGCCUCUACAUUUUUGUCAAGAAUUGCAGAAAUCUGGCCAUAGGAGAUGAAAAGAAACAGAGGACAGAUGCUUAUGUCAAGUCAUACCUUCUUCCAGACAAGUCCCGAAGCAAUAAGCGCAAGACAAAAAUCAGGACAGGUACCAAUCCAGAAUUCAACGAAACAUUAAAGUAUACCAUCAGCCACACACAGCUGGAAACAAGAACUCUGCAGCUCUCAGUCUGGCACUAUGAUCGCUUUGGACGCAACAGUUUCCUUGGAGAGGUGGAGAUUGCUUUUGACUCAUGGAACUUUGAAAAUCCAUGUGAUGAGUGGUUUGUGCUUCAGCCCAAGGUGGAGUUGGCUCCUGAUGUUGGCCUUCAAUACAGAGGAGAGUUAACAGUUAUUUUACGUUACAUUACUCCAGAGGAGAACUCCAUAUUCCCAGUAAGACAACCUCAAGGAAAGAAGACCUUUAAAACAGGGAAGAAACAAGAGUCAGCUGUCAUCUCUGGGGGAAUACUUGAAGUGUUCAUCAAGGAAGCAAAGAAUCUGACCGCAGUCAAAUCGGGAGGCUCUGACAGCUUUGUGAAAGGCUACCUGCUUCCUGAUGAUAAUAAAGUCACCAAGCACAAAACUGUGGUUGUAAAAAAGAGUGUUAAUCCUCAGUGGAAUCAUACAUUCAUAUUCAGUGGCCUGUAUCCUCAGGAUAUAAAGAAUGUUUGCCUAGAACUCACCAUCUGGGACAAGGAGGCCUUUUCCAGCAACAUCUUUCUAGGAGGUGUUCGUUUAAAUUCUGGAAGUGGUGUCAGCCAUGGGAAGACUGUAGACUGGAUGGACUCUCGUGGGGAAGAACAACGCCUUUGGCAAAAGAUGGUUGACAACCCUGGAACAUCUAUAGAGGGAGUUCUCAUGCUACGCUCCAGCAUGGCAAAAUGUAGGCUCUAAAAUGGCAAAUUAUCCAAGAACUACGUCUCUAGUUGCCUACUGUUUUCUCUCAACAUAGUACUUGGGCCUUGAAUUCUAUUUCGCUGUCAUUUCUCACCUAAGGGUAUUAGUACAUGAGGGGAGAUAUGUCAGUGUUGUGAAAAUUUAGGAUUUUGCUAAUUGUUUAAAAACAUAUGCUUCUAUAUGUUCACCUACGCAGACUUUCCUGAUUAGACAAUGGGAAGUGUAUCACUCCAAGCAAACUGUGCAAUGGCUCAUAGGCUUUUGUAUCGACAGAAAUGACACAGGCUUAUUGGAAAAUACUGUUGAGAUUAGGUGUACUCAACACUUUUCCAAACAAAUUACUUAAUAUUUCUUCAGUUUGUGAUAAAAAGGGAACACCAAGAAGGUUGACUGCUUGAAGAAUAACAAAGAGACAUGCUUGCCACAUUUUGUGUAUCCUAGGAUUACCUGUGAUGUAAAGAAGACAUGCUAGCGAUGUUUUGGGAGUUGGGGUAGAAACCCUUUAUAGUGGCAAAAUUCAGGAUGGAGAUAAUAAUGUUUCAAGAUAUACUGGUAGGAUUCUGGUAAUUGCACUUUUUGAAAGUGAAGAGAGCUAAUUGAUUACACACACACACAUACACACACACACACAAACACACAUACACACACACGCGCGCACACACACUGCAAAACACAGACACAAACUAGAACAUGUAUAGAGAAAUUGGAAUAUAGGGUCAUCUUGCUGAUAAACUAGCAAUUAUAGAACUCUGUUACAAAAGUUAUUUUGUCAAAUAUUAUAAACCAUCAAGUAAAAGGAAAUAAGAGCCAAUCAAUUCAUAUUGUCACAUUUUGUUCACUAGUAAGACUAGUUAAGUGAAAAAGGAGAGGUUCCACUAUCUAUCUCUUUCCUGUGCUGAUGUAGGCAAAAGUCAGGAACUCCAUUUUCAAACUUCAAUUUUCUCUUACCCAAUUCUUACUAUUUUCUUAUAUUAUUAUAAUAGCAAGUAAGAAACUACUCCAAAAGCCAAUGACUUAAAAUGAAAAUCAGUUUUUUUCAUGUCUAUGAAGAUUGACUAGGAAAACUCUGCUUCCUUCUUAUAGGCCUGAGAGUGUAAAUCAGAUGCUUAUAUCUCAUCCUCAUUAGACCCAAAGAAUAGCCUCAGAAUGGUGAUAGCAGCAGUGUACUUGGAUAAGUCCCACUACUAAGAACAUGUGUUAUACCUCAUUGGUCAAAAGGAGGUCAUAUUGCUAAGUCCAAAACCAAUAGAAAAGGAAAUAUGCCUUGCUCACAGUGAUGCCAAUAACAAGAGUGAGGAUUCAAGAAAGGAUGGUGAAACACAGACCAAAAGUUGAAUCCAUUAUAAGUCCUGUCAUUUUGGUGCCUAAGCUACCAAAUUUAGAAGCAAAGUCAGUUAAAUCCAGAAGGGAUGCCAAGCCUGGCUCUUUAUUUUGUAGGUUCCAAUCCUGCAUUCCAGAGAACUGAAAUAAUUUAUUCAAGAUUGUAUUAAGACUGUGACUGAAUCUGGACUUAGCUACUAGACAACUUUGACAUGACUCUAUGCUUAUAAAGGUAGAUAGAAGAUCAUAUGUCAAAAAAAGUAGAUCAUAAUCUGAUUAUUUAAACACAUAUAUGGUCUAUGCCAUAUGUGGUAGGUUACACUUAUAAUCCCAGCACUUUGGAGAUGGAGGCAGAAGGAUCAGGAAUUCAAGGUGGGCCUUGGCUACAUAGAGAGUUUUAAGCUGUCCCGGGCUAUAUAGCCAGACCCUGUUUCAAUGGCAUCCCAUGCACCAAAAAUAUGCAUGCUUCAGAUGCUAUGGAGUAAGAUUAAGUCCCCAUAGCUCAUUUCUUCAUUUGAAUACAUGUAACCCCUUUAAAAUCUAACAAAUGAAUGUUAGUAGUAAGAGAACUUAAACCAUGUUCAGAUUCAUUCUACAGAAUUGUUACACAUAUUUAGAUAUGGUUUUGAAAUUUGAAAACUGAUUUAAGAGUGUAUUUAAUAUUCCCCCUAGUAAGGGACUACACAAACAAUUUAGAGCACUAUUCAAAAAUAGGCCACCUGUAGAAAACUCAGCCUAUUGUAACUUAGUAAGUACCGUACUUGUUAAGAAUUCUCACACCAUUAUGCUGACCUUCUUAAAAACAGAUAUGAAAACUAUAUGCUUGGUACUGUUUCUCACAUUGGAAAAAUAAACUGUCUUCAAACAUGAUACGAUUUAGCCACUACUCACUAUCAUCUUCGGGGAUGUGAGAAGGUACUGAUGGUGAAGCCUACCUCUGGAGUAGAUAUAACAAAGUAGAUUUAUUCACUAAAAAUGUGGCUAAAUAAUUCUUAAAUUUAUAUUUCAAACUCAAGAACCUGAACCUUUGUGUUCAGGCUGAAUUCAAAGCAAUUCUCUGUACAAUAGUUUCAUGAAUUCCAACAUUUAACCGGGUAUUUAUAUAUAACAAACCCACAUGCACGAACUACAUCAGAAACCCACUCUAGUUGCUCCUGAAAACAAAAGCAAACACCCUCAGAUUGCUCUGUUUUCUUAAAUGUAUGUACAAAAUAAUAUUUAAAAUACAAGUUGGGUGUGUUGGUAUAUAGCUGGAAUCCCAGUAUUUGGGAGGCUAAUCAGGAAUCCAUAUCAAAAGUAAAAUAUUCUCUGAAUGGCAUAAAAUUCAAGUGCUUAAAGACUAUGAAGAGCCUUUGUCCACCUCUUCUGCAUGAAAGUAUACUGUCAGUGUCAAUCUUUUCUAUGCCUAUAGGGUCUAUAGGGUUUGCUGUAUAGUAGGCCAAUAAAUAUGCUCAGUCAGUGUUAGCAGAUGCCACUGGAAAUAUGGACAAACCAUCUCUGCUUAAUGGCUUCUGACAGAAAUCUUCUCUUUUUAAAAAUACUGUGGAAAUCAAAAUGAGAUGUACUAUCUUACUCAGCUAUCCACUGUCAGGCAUCUAACCUACAGAAGUAGAUACAUAUAUGAGAAAGGAGCACCUAUAUAUUGCUUGUGUUUGUGAAAGAGAUCAUAACCAAUGCAAAAUCUACAAACAGAAGUCUGAAAAUCACACACUCCAGAUUUUUUUCUGUUUCUAGUUGCUAGUCGCUUCUACUCUUGUGCCUCUGAGAAUUCUCAGCAUCGCUGUUACCAUUUGGACCCUUCAGUGCUCUCUUUCUCCUCACUUCUAACCUACUUUCAAGGUAUUGGAUACUCUUAUAUCAUAAAACUUGCAUAUCCAAUGCAGAUCUUUCUUCUCAGCUCUAGACCCUGAGAUCCAUCAAAUCAGUUUACCUAUUCCUGUCACAGACAAGUAAACAGCUAAGACAUCAUAGGGAAAACCAUGUAGGUCACAAGUAUCUAUUUCAUUGGACGCCUUGAAAGCGCUAUGCAACCAAAUGACCCACUAUGACUUUAAGACAAAAUUUACCUAGCAGUUGCCACUGAUGACCAAUCCAAGCUUGCCAGCGCCCCAGAAGACAUUACCAGACAUAUGAACUUGAUUCCAAAAAUAUUUGUAUUACUCCUUUCUAGAAUUGGCUUCCAAAAUAAUCUGUGUUACUCCCUCUUUCUAUAAUAAAAAGAUAAUCCUUC
Messenger RNA from Mesocricetus auratus (golden hamster), 6411 nucleotides. It is a transcript of the gene Sytl5, whose product is annotated as synaptotagmin like 5. The record is from RefSeq and is a predicted model, not a curated record. The transcript is spliced from 18 exons. Lineage: Eukaryota; Metazoa; Chordata; Mammalia; Rodentia; Cricetidae. Bases 597 to 2858 code for a protein of 753 amino acids. Gene Ontology annotation, cellular component: exocytic vesicle; plasma membrane. Gene Ontology annotation, biological process: intracellular protein transport; exocytosis. Gene Ontology annotation, molecular function: small GTPase binding; neurexin family protein binding; phospholipid binding.